AUGGCGGAUCCGGCUGUGAUCAAUGCCGAGGCGAACGACAGACUCAUCACCCGGACCUGGCGCGCAUGGAAGACCGUCCACGAGAUGGUCAGUGAUAGGGGCUACGAACUCGCCGAAAACGAAAUCCACAUCAGUCUAGAUGACUUCAAGAAUAGCUACACCAACGUCGAUGGCUCAGUAACGCGCGAAAAGCUAAAGUUUUCUGCCCGACCGAGCCAGGAGAUGCUCAAGAAGUACACCCCUCCCGCGACCGCCGCAAACCCCGAACCGCAACCCGACGUGGGCACCAUCUGGGUCGAGUUCUUCUGCGAAGACAGCCUGGGUGCCGAGCAGAUGCGCAAGUUCGCCAAGUUUUGCUCGCACGAGCACUACCGCAACGGUCUGCUGGUGUCCAACGCCGCCGUGUCGUCGGGAGCCAAGAAGGAAAUGGCCAAGUUUGCGCAGUGGACCACCAUCGAGUGUUUCCUCGAGGAGGACCUACUCAUCAACAUCACCCACCACGAGCUGGUGCCCAAGCACGUUAUUCUCAGUAGGGACGAGAAGACAGCGCUGCUCAAGCGGUACCGGCUGAAGGAGACGCAACUGCCGCGUAUCCUGCAAAGAGAUCCGAUCGCCAAGUAUUACGGCAUGCGACGGGGGGCUGUUGUCAAGAUCAUCCGCAACAGUGAGACAGCCGGCCGAUAUGCGAGCUACCGGCUGUGUGUAUAA
Messenger RNA from Anthostomella pinea, 708 nucleotides. NCBI's taxonomy places the organism in Eukaryota, Fungi, Ascomycota, Sordariomycetes, Xylariales, Xylariaceae. The record is from the annotation of a GenBank genome assembly.